Molecule: messenger RNA, 3998 nt
Organism: Helicoverpa zea (corn earworm)
Lineage: Eukaryota; Metazoa; Arthropoda; Insecta; Lepidoptera; Noctuidae
Product: UPF0047 protein YjbQ
Exons: 4
Coding region: 206-703 (165 amino acids)
Source: RefSeq, a predicted model, not a curated record
CGUUUGAAGACUAUUUCACUUUCCCGCAGAAAAUAGGGUGUCGAAUCUGUCCUAUAACCUCCUAUAUAUUUAUUACUAUUUAAAGAUCGAAAAUGAAUCUUUUAUGAUAAUUGUGGAUUAAUUCAUGUAAAGGUUGUUCUAAGUGAUGUUGUGUAAGAUCGUUUGUGUUCUUGCGAUCACUCUGUAGCGUUUUAAAAAAUUAAACAUGGCCUCGAACCGAGGAAUUCAGAUCGGAUCCGCGUGGUUUCAACGGAAGCUGAACUUGAGGCCACAGCACCGGGGCGUGCACCUCGUCACUGAGGAGAUCCUCAAGCAGGUGCCGGAGCUCUCGCAGUUUGCUGUCGGCCUCUGCCAUAUCCAGAUAAUGCACACCUCGGCGAGUCUCGCGCUCAACGAGAGCUGGGACCCCGACGUCAGGGAUGAUAUGGAAAUGAUGCUCAACAAAAUAGUGCCAGAGGGCCUGCCUUAUCGACACUCGUGCGAGGGGCCUGACGACAUGCCAGCCCAUGUGAAGGCUUGCUUCCUUGGGUCCUCACUGACAAUCCCCAUCACGGAUGGAAAGCUGAACCUGGGCACAUGGCAAGGGGUUUGGCUCUGCGAGCAUAGGAAUCACGCUGGCAGCCGAAAGGUGGUAGUGACGCUGUCGGGCUGCCCGCGCGACUCGCCGCUGUCGCCCGUGUCGGCCGCGUCGUGUUCCAGUUAGGAGCGGGGGGGGGGCGCGACCCCCCACACUCACUCUCACUCGCGCCCCUCCUCCAAGAGCACGCGGAGGUAAACCCCGCGCCGACACCUUUUAUAUCCCGCACUUAAUAUAGACAUAGUUCUUACUCUUAUCUUGGAACGACAAUAUGUACAUAAGAUUAAUAUUUUGUAACGCUUCGCGGGCCACCUCGCGCCGGACGGCCCACGACGCUCGGCUCCUAUUUGUAAUAUAGCGGCAUAGGAAUUGAAGGCGCUGCGGCGCCGCCGGCUCGAGCCGCCCGUCCCGAGGCGAGGUGCCGCGCGAUCACUCAAACCUAAUAAUGUUACGUUCAGUCGAGACUACUGGACCCGUUGAACUUGUACAUAGACAUUAUGUGCGAUGGUUUUAAAGUAUACAUAAAGUAAUUGUUGUUUUGUUAUUGCAACUUGUCGAUAUAAUGUACAUAGAUCACGCGUGGACGUUGUGACAUUCCGCUUCGUAGGUACGGUUCGGUCGAUGAAAGGUUCAUGUGGCAUCUACUUUCACCAUUAUUAAUCAUAAACAUAAUAAAUUAGGACAAAGUAUGAGAUAAGGAGUAAUGAUUUGAAUGGAUCGAAUAUUUUCACUACUGCACUCGUUCAAAUUUUUUCAAUGUACACUGGGAGACACUAUAUUUUUGAACAUGGCUGCACAUUAGACAUUUUAUGGAUUCGGACACUCAUUUUACUACACCAAUUUUGUACGUAAUCGCACUGGUUAACGGUCAGUUCGUGUAAGUUUUAAGAGCUGAAUGUAGGUUUAUAUAGUUAAGUACUUUAUACGUGUACGAUAGCUCCCUUCUCUCUCCGUGUUAGGUUAGACUUUAUUAACGAUUAGUACGUGGAACAUGUCCAUAGCUUUAAUUGUGUCACACCCGUUGUAUCAACGGGUCCUUCGCGGGAUGACAACAGCUAACAUUUGGUACCACUAGUUAGUAGUUGUAUAUCAUUACUCUUAAGAUCAUGUAAGUGCCUCGGAUUUAUGGGGUGGUCACGUAUCAUUUGCAGACUCGUUUCCGAGAGCCGCGCGAGUCGCGUCAGACUGAACCACAGCAGCUCACUACCGCUCCUAAGUGUUCUGUUCCACUGUUCCACACAUCUGUUGCAACGUUUACGUACUCAUUACGUGGUUUAUAUUAAAGCUGCAAUAAUUUCCUUCAUUACCAAAUGUACUACUGAUAAGUUCAACAAGUUAAUUUCGCGAUGUCUAUUAAAGGCGUAUGUGUAUAGUUGUAUGUCUUCCUAUGUAAGUUCCAUCACAUAAGACAAGUAUAGCGUAACGUGUCGAAGUAAUGUAACAAUGUGAACGGUAUUAGGGUAUACAAACAUCACCUUUAUAUCCGGCCACAUCUAUAUUAAUUAGAUAUUGUAAUAAAAUAAUCGCGAUAGGGGCUCCAAAUUGAAUCUAAAUUUGAGCAUAGUCAUUAUUAUACAUAGUUAUCAGGUGGAGUAAUCAGUAGCGGGUGUUUUAUAUGAUACGAGACGUAGUGGAAAUUACAUAAUGUAAUUCAUUCACUCAUUUUACAGGGUUGAGAACCUUGUCGUUUUACAGGAAUUUAUAAUAUUCAUUCCAUGUUCGACAUUCCAUCAACAGCGGAACUAGUAGAGUGGCCGGGGCGCCUGAGGGCUGCCGCGGCGCUUGCGACCGUUUCGUUGCGUUCGGCUUUAGAUGUCCCAUCGAGAUCGCUUGUGUGGCACAAUUUUACACUUGAAACUUAGUUAGGAGUUAAUAAAUUAUAAAUAGUAGGGUACAGUUGCGUUAAGUAAAUAUAAAGCGGUGUUGAGAGCGCACACGACACGCGACGCCGCGUCACGCCGCGCACACCUUGUUUUGAUACCGCGUUGUACAAAGUGUAGAUGUGUCACGUCGCCGCGCGACAACACACUGUUCAGCUCAUGGACACUUAGACUUACUUCACUUAGGGAGCUUGUUGUACGUUCAUAUUCGGGCUUUUGAUAGAUUCACUUAAACUUUACGAUUUUUUCAGUUAUUUUUGAUCAUAUAGACAUAGGAAAUGUUUUUGGAAUUAUCUAAACAGCUUUAUAAAGCUUAAUUAAUUAUGCUUCGAUUGGAUAUUAUAUUGUUUAUUAGUUAUCAAUAUAAACUUUUAUCUACUAUGCAUGAUCAAUGUACUAUGUAACAGUUUCAUAGUUUCGCGUGUUACACUGUUUGUUUUUACUGCUUCUAUACGUUUGUUUAUUGCUUUUUAUUAUUUUGAUUGUACUCAGGGGUGUGUGCAAAGGGUUGGUUAUUAAGUGCUUUUUAACACGUAAUUAAUUAAGGAAGUGUAAAUAUUUUUUUGCAUUAAUAUAGUGUACAUGUACAUUUAUCCAUGUACAUAUUGAUCAAAAUGUAAAAAUGUUCAAGUGCUAUUCGUGUAUGGGUGUUAUGUAUGCCACUGCCAUGAAGGUUUUGUCUAUUUGUUACGUUGAUUUAAUGUUGGAUUUGAAGUUUUCAUUUUAAAAAUCAUGAUUAUAAAAAAAUAUAAUGUGCAUACAAUACAUUUAUAGCAACCGAACAAAUCCUACUUAGUAAAUAAGUUUCCAAAGACGAGCUGCGACUGGAUCGCCUGAGAAUGAGUAACAUUCCUUUUGUUUAUGGUUAAGCAUUCCCUGCCCGCGGGCACGUUUUGUUGUUCCGUCGUUAUCGUAGGUUAGAGAUGUCCCAAGUUAGGCUGUUCACUAACAACGAAUGUGUCUAGUGUUUUUACCUUUAAGUGAACUCCCAAACAAUUGUAUUACUACCACGACAGUUGUACCGAUUAUAACCGCAGCUAUCAGACACAUUAGCCCAAGUAAAUAUUAUGUAUCUAAUGUUUAUUUGUUCUCUGAUGUACAAUGUAUGUAUUCUGUUUUAAAUGUUCAUAUUAUAUAAUGGAACAGUUCUAUAUAUAAGGGCACGGAUUUUAUUAACUUAUUUAUGCAUUUAGUAAAUCAAUAAGCGUCAUUAAUUUGUUACAUUAAAUAUUAAUUGCACAUAGGAAAAUGAGGUUGUAUUCAGGAUUAAUAAAAAUAACCAAAAACAGAUGACAAAUAAUUUGUGUGUAUAUUAUUUAAGAUCAAUAAUAAAUAUUAUAUCAAUAUUAUGAUUGUACAGUUGAUUGAUUCACGUUUUCUUAGAGGAUCCCCGUCAGUUGUAUAUUGUUGAUUUUACGCGUUCACUUGUAUGUGACGUUGGGAUAUCUGUCACGAUAAAAUUUCAUUGUAUCAUAUAACUUGUACAAUAUAAAUAUAUAGAUCCACAAUUAUAAAAGAGAUUAAAUAUUUGCAAAAGUUAA